CGCACAUCAGUGACACACACGUGGGCAGUGGAAAGCCAACGUAUGUGUGCGAAUGGAAUGGCUGUCCACGUAGCCAAAAGCCAUUUACAAAGCGCCACAAGAUGCACAACCACCUUCGAACCCAUACUGGCGAGCGACCUUUUGAGUGUAAAAUUUCAGAUUGCAACAAGAAAUUUUCUCGCCUAGACUCUCUUACUACUCACAUCAAGACACAUUCUGAUAUCAAGCCCUUUGAAUGCCCUCACCACGAUUGCGGCAAAACCUAUUAUCAUACCCGAUCUCUCCGAAAACACGAAAAGAACCAUAGAACCGAAAGACCCUCACAGUCCUCAGAGAUGUGCAUCCCAACCACAUACACUUUCCCGUCCUCUGGUCAGAUCACACACACACACCUCAUUGACCCUUCCUCGUCUGCUACUUCCAUGGUCUCGAUCCAACAAAGUCCCAUUCAUUGCUACCCAGACUCCCAACCACACUCCUUCCAACCUACACCUUCCCCAAACUCCCACCCAUCGCAUUAUAGCAAUGGAAUAAAAAAAUGGCAGACUAAUUGGCACUAGUCUUCCACAUAAUAAUAAUUAUAAGAUGUAUUGAAAAUAAUAAUAAUUGUAAUUGUAAUAAUAAUAUUUUUUAUGGUAAUCAUUACCAUCACUAC
This is a messenger RNA of Phycomyces blakesleeanus NRRL 1555(-), 655 nucleotides long. RefSeq names its product C2H2-type zinc finger transcription factor. The transcript is spliced from 3 exons. Gene Ontology annotation, molecular function: DNA-binding transcription factor activity, RNA polymerase II-specific; RNA polymerase II cis-regulatory region sequence-specific DNA binding. The record is from RefSeq and is a predicted model, not a curated record. Gene Ontology annotation, biological process: regulation of transcription by RNA polymerase II. Bases 102 to 560 code for a protein of 152 amino acids. Gene Ontology annotation, cellular component: nucleus. Lineage: Eukaryota; Fungi; Mucoromycota; Mucoromycetes; Mucorales; Phycomycetaceae.